Molecule: messenger RNA, 1081 nt
Organism: Cornus florida
Lineage: Eukaryota; Viridiplantae; Streptophyta; Magnoliopsida; Cornales; Cornaceae
Exons: 5
Coding region: 36-959 (307 amino acids)
Cellular component (GO): chloroplast
Source: RefSeq, a predicted model, not a curated record
CUCAAUCCAAACGUUUGGCAUAAUGGGGGUAAGAGAUGAGCGUUUCAGCUGCCACUGCUUCCUCUGCUCUGGCCACUGCUUCAGCCUCCCCCAUUGCCACCGUCAAUCUCCGCCGUAGUAGGAGGAGGAGGACCAGCAGACUCUUUGGCCGCUUCACUUCUUCCUCCUCUCCCCAUUACCGCUCAUCUUCAUUACGAGUUACCAAUGAUUCUAAUAGGAGUGAGUUGCGUCCUGAUCCCACCACUGAAAGAUCAGAGGCUGAUAAGAUUGUUGACAGUCUGGAUUUUGGUGAGCUUUGCAAUGAGUUUGAAUGCAUUAGCAGCCCGUCUGUAGAAGCUACAGCGAGGCAACUUGCACGGGACAUCCUAGAGCUUCGGGAAGGGAAUCGUGCCCUUGGAACCUUUGCUGUUUCUGUCAAGUACAAGGAUCCAGUUAGAAGAUUUACUGGUCGUGAGAAGUACAAGAGACAAUUAUGGGCAACUGUUGCUCUUGAAAAACCCACCGUGAGUGUGCAGGAAAUGGUGAUGUUGUCAACCAGUUUGCUGAGUAUCAAGUGGACAAUGAAAGGGAAGCCUAAAUCUUUUCUUGCUAGUAUAGGAGGAGAUUUGAUAGUUAAAGUUAAUUCUCAAUUCACCCUCAACCAAAUUAGUGGCCAAGUGAUUGAGCAUGAAGAGUUUUGGGAUUUAUCGGCAUCAUCAGCCAUUGCUCAGGCUUAUUUCUGGACAUCACGCCGCCUAUUUGCUACAAUUCAGGCUGGAAAAGACGUUGCUGACUUUGUUAAGAACAUGACAAGCCGUCUUUCAACGGAAAAAGAGAACAUGGAGAUUUAUCCUGACCCUUCUGGUGAUCCAACAAAGUUCUUUCAAAGAGAUGACGGCUUCCAAAGAGACGCAUACCAAAUUGCACUGUUUCUGGCAAUUCUCUAUUUUGUUGUACAGUUUUUGAGGACAACUUUGUAAACCUGCCUUGCUACAUUCCACAUUUAUAUGUAUACUUGUAAAUUCUGGUGUUGUGUAUUGUUACAAAACCUGACCUGUCUUACAUUCUGCAUCAUUAUAACACUGAAGUUUUAUUCCUAAAA